Messenger RNA from Sparassis crispa, 711 nucleotides. RefSeq lists its product as hypothetical. Lineage: Eukaryota; Fungi; Basidiomycota; Agaricomycetes; Polyporales; Sparassidaceae. The record is from RefSeq and is a predicted model, not a curated record. The transcript is spliced from 4 exons. Bases 1 to 711 code for a protein of 236 amino acids.
AUGGACGACCCCACCGAUAUCUUUCUCACCACUCAGGAGCGCAUUGGCCUGGCGAUCUCGAAGCUCCCCACCCUCACCAAGAGUCAGAUCCCGCUGGACGACUCAUGUCCCAUCUGUCUCAUUUCAUUCAAAGCCAUCUACGACAAGCCGGAAGAUAGAGAGAACGAGCUCGUUGGCUUGACCCCUGAACCGAUCCCUCUGGGUGGCGUCACGAAACUCGACGUAUGCGGACAUGUAUUCUGCCGAGAAGACCUGAUCGAGUGGAUAAGAGGAAGGCACGGCACUUGCCCCGCGUGCCGGCACACGUUCCUGAACGUCAGACCUAUCUCAGACUCUGAUUAUGAAUCCUCCGACGGCGACUACGUUCCGGGCGAGGAUGACGAGGAGGAGGAGGAGGAGGACGGUUUCCUCGAUAUCGACGGUUUUACCGACAUGGACGCAGAGUUCGACGUCGACGAGAUGGACCUGGAGGUGGACGCUGUGUCGGAGUUCGGCGGGGGUGUGUGGGACGACGAAGGUGAGUAUGAGGAUGCGGAUGAGAGCAUGGAAAACUUGGGCCUGAGUGACGGGGAUGGCUCGGAGAGCCUUUCGGAAGGCGAAUUGUUUGUCACUCCCGAGGAGAAUUUGCUGGUAGAUGACGCAGGCGUUUACGACGACGAGACGUACUUGUCAGCACCUGAAGACGACAAUGCUGCAGAGGAAUCCAAGUAG